Medioppia subpectinata is the source of this 600-nucleotide messenger RNA. The record is from the annotation of a GenBank genome assembly. NCBI's taxonomy places the organism in Eukaryota, Metazoa, Arthropoda, Arachnida, Sarcoptiformes, Oppiidae.
AUGAGUUAUAUUAAUCCCUCGAAGAGUAUUAUCGGACCAAUCAAUGACCACUUUGGGCAUCAAUUGCGGCGCUUUUCAAUCACCGGCUUUUUCUUCCCCGACUUUGUAAUCGAUGCUAAAAUGUUUGACAAAUGCCGUCACUUAACACACCUAUCGGUGCCUCAGAUUAUACGACACUACGCAAGAAAUGUGAUCAUAAACUCCUUCUUCACCGAUAUUGACAAACAUUUGCCAAAACUUCAAGAGUUAUAUUUAAUAGAAAUUCGUGUGUCGGGUGUGGACGCGAUCCGACCGCUCACCCGAUGCCCACACUUACAGCGCCUAUACUUCUACUGCACUCAUGGCUUCGACCAGAAGGCUAUCGACGACAUGAGACCAGACUUUCUCGCACUUAAGACAGCAGUUUAUCAUGAAAAUAAUUCCAUUACUGACACAAUGCAAUGCGUUGGGGACGUGUAUCGGAUAGGUGUGGGCAUUGCCGACACGACCGGACCCGCCGCUGAGAUUAACUUGAUGGGUUAUGCAAAAUCAGGACAAGAGUCGGCUGGUAUACACUUCCGGACAUAUAGUCGGGCCGUUAUUAUAGAGGACUCAAAGGGC